GCCGCGGGUCAAAGAGCGCACCAACAAAACCUAAGGCGGCGGGGGCGAGAACACACCACGGUCAGGCGGCGCGGACCAAAGCAAAGCACCCCCCGACUCCGUAUCCGCACCGCGUAGUCUGAUGGCGGCGACUCCAGCCACGGCUUCCGCGCCGUCCCGGUGCCUGUCCGGCGCCAAGCCGCGCUGCGCCGCCCUCCGCAGCCCCAGCUCGCUCGCCGUCGCGGCGCCUCCGGAGGGACUUCGGCCGCGGGGGAGCCGCGCCCUCUCCGUCCGUGCUAAGGUUGCCAGUGGCGUGCAGGGUGCCAGCGUGGUGGAUGAUGGAGUGGAAAGGCCAUGGAAGCUGAGUGAUGCUCGCCUUGUUCUGGAAGAUGGUUCUGCGUGGAAGGCCAAGUCUUUUGGUGCUUCAGGAACACAAGUUGGUGAAGUUGUUUUCAACACGUCAUUGACAGGCUAUCAGGAGAUUUUGACUGACCCGAGCUAUGCUGGUCAAUUUGUCCUGAUGACCAAUCCCCAUAUUGGAAACACUGGCGUUAAUCCCGAUGAUGAAGAAUCGAGCAGAUGUUUCCUUGGUGGCCUAAUCAUAAGAAAUCUAAGCAUAUGUACUUCCAACUGGCGAUGCAAAGAAACACUUGAAGAGUAUCUGAUUAAGAGGAACAUUAUGGGAAUAUAUGACGUGGAUACACGUGCCAUAACACGGAGAUUAAGAGAAGAUGGUAGUCUUAUUGGCGUCUUGAGUACUGAUCAAUCUCGGACGGACGAUGAGCUGUUGGAAAUGGCCCAGAAGUGGAAAAUUGUUGGAGUUGAUUUGAUUAGUGGUGUCACAUGUGAUGCUCCAUAUGAAUGGUCAGACAAAACAGAUUCAGAAUGGGAGUUCAAGAAGGAUCAGUCGAGUGAAACUUUUCAUGUGGUUGCUUAUGAUUUUGGAAUCAAGCAUAAUAUUAUGAGACGCUUGACAUCAUAUGGAUGCAAGAUAACUGUUGUUCCAGCGAAUUGGCCUGCUUCAGAGGUACUUAAGUUGAAGCCUGAUGGUGUUCUUUUUAGCAAUGGUCCAGGAGAUCCAGCUGCAGUUCCCUAUGCUGUGAAGACAGUACAAGAAAUAAUUGGGAAGGUUCCUGUGUUUGGCAUAUGUAUGGGCCACCAAUUGAUUGGGCAGGCUCUUGGUGGGAAGACAUUCAAAAUGAAGUUUGGUCAUCAUGGGGGGAAUCACCCUGUUUGUGAUCUCCGAAGUGGACGUGUAGACAUAAGUGCACAGAACCAUAACUACGCAGUUGACCCAGAUUCACUUCCAGAAGGAGCGAAAGUAACUCACAUCAAUCUCAACGAUAAUAGCUGUGCUGGCCUUCAGUACCCCAAGAUGAAGCUGAUGUCUCUCCAGUACCAUCCCGAGUCGUCACCAGGGCCGCAUGACUCCGACACAGCUUUUGGUGAAUUUAUAGAGCUCAUGAAGAGCAACAGAUUGUGAGGAGUGGAGAGUACAUGAGAAGGUCAAUAAUUAUAUUGGUGCUCCCUUGCACCAAGCUCAAAAGAAUUUGUUGUACCUGUAGUGUCCGUCUUUCAGAUGUUCUUGUGCUUGAAUAUUUUUUGGGGGUCGAAAGGACUUGAGAAUAAGAUGCUCUGCACUUUGUACCAUGAAAUCACCUGCUUGAGUUUCCUGUUACUGCAGAAAGAUGCUUCAUACUA
This is a messenger RNA of Setaria italica (foxtail millet), 1680 nucleotides long. Its product is annotated as carbamoyl-phosphate synthase small chain, chloroplastic. The transcript is spliced from 11 exons. Gene Ontology annotation, cellular component: carbamoyl-phosphate synthase complex; cytoplasm. The coding region runs from base 122 to 1462 and encodes 446 amino acids. NCBI's taxonomy places the organism in Eukaryota, Viridiplantae, Streptophyta, Magnoliopsida, Poales, Poaceae. Gene Ontology annotation, biological process: L-glutamine metabolic process; L-arginine biosynthetic process; 'de novo' pyrimidine nucleobase biosynthetic process. The record is from RefSeq and is a predicted model, not a curated record. Gene Ontology annotation, molecular function: carbamoyl-phosphate synthase (glutamine-hydrolyzing) activity.